AUGGAUCUUUCAGGUUCCUUGCCUCCACCAUCCCCGGACACCUUCUCUCUUAUUCCCAACUUCUCCGUGCCCUCCUCCUCCCCCUCUAUCUCUCCAUCCCCCAGCUUGGCAUCCACGGCUCUCUUCUGCUCCCUCCUCUCCCUCCUCUCCUUGCUGGGCAUCACUGGGAACCUCUACAGCAUGGGCCUCCUUCUGAGGCGCAGGAGAAGUAGGAGAAGACGUGGAGCAGGACCAACCUGCUGCCUGAUGAGAGUCCCUGUACCAUCCUGCCUCGCCAACUCCUCCUCCCCUUCCUCCUCCCCCAUCUCCUCAUCCUCCCCCUCUUCUUCUCUUCACAUCCAAGUGGUCAGCCUUGCUCUUGCGGAUCUGCUCUACCUCUUUACCGCUCCCUUCAUCGUGUACGACAGUCUGGCGGCCGGCUGGGCCUUUGGCGAGCUGGGCUGCCGUCUCCUCCUGAGCCUGGACCUCCUCACCAUGCACGCCUCCAUCUUCACUCUCACUGCCAUGAGUCUGGAUCGCUACCGGGCUGUGGCCCAUCCCCUUCACACCUCCUCCUCCAACUCCUCUGGCCUGCUGCGCGUCGGCCUGGCCUGGGGGCUGGCGGUGGCUCUCAGUCUGCCGAUGAUGAUCACGCUGCACCUCGAGGACGGGGAGAACCAGGAAGGCCAGCUGUGUGUGCCUGCGUGGGACGAGCAGAGCUCCAAGGCCUACCUGAGCGUGCUCUUCUGCACCAGCAUCCUUGGUCCUGGGCUGGCCAUUGGAGCGCUUUAUGCGACUCUAGGCCGGCUGUACUGGGUGUCUCAGACCAGUCCGGCCUGGGCCAGUGGGAGCACCGCUUGUCCUCCUCGCUCCCCCAAACCCAAAGUCCUGCUCCUCAUCCUGGGUAUUGUCCUGGCCUUCUGGGCCUGUUUCCUUCCUUUCUGGAUCUGGCAGCUGCUGCCGCUCUACAAGCCCGACAUGCUGCGGACGGUUCCGGUAGGGACACAGGUGACCGUCAAUCGGAUCCUUACAGGGCUGACGUAUGGGAACUCUUGUGUGAAUCCAUUCUUCUACACACUAUUGACUGGAAAACGAAGACGCAACCGGCAGACGCUGACAUCAGCAAAUCAGCUGAGCCGUAAGAGCAGUCCGCUGCAGUAGUGUGUGUCUCCAACAUAUAGACAAUAAUGUGACAAGGUACUGUACAUGAAUGCUUUAUGAGUUUCAUUAUAGGCACCAAAGACCAUUGAUUUAUCCUUAGUCUACAAACUAAGGAAAUACGAA
Pseudoliparis swirei is the source of this 1263-nucleotide messenger RNA. It is a transcript of the gene uts2r3, whose product is annotated as urotensin-2 receptor 3. The transcript has a single exon. Lineage: Eukaryota; Metazoa; Chordata; Actinopteri; Perciformes; Liparidae. The record is from RefSeq and is a predicted model, not a curated record. The coding region runs from base 1 to 1140 and encodes 379 amino acids. Gene Ontology annotation, biological process: neuropeptide signaling pathway. Gene Ontology annotation, cellular component: membrane. Gene Ontology annotation, molecular function: urotensin II receptor activity.